Pseudophryne corroboree (corroboree frog) is the source of this 1793-nucleotide messenger RNA. RefSeq names its product HCLS1 binding protein 3 (gene HS1BP3). The record is from RefSeq and is a predicted model, not a curated record. Lineage: Eukaryota; Metazoa; Chordata; Amphibia; Anura; Myobatrachidae. Bases 579 to 1664 code for a protein of 361 amino acids. The transcript is spliced from 8 exons. Gene Ontology annotation, molecular function: phosphatidylinositol binding.
GCACAGAUAAUAAAAGGGUUUGUUUCAUUUUGCUACAUUGUUUCUAUUGGAGAACAAGUGGGAAGUGCAGUAGCCCGUUGCAGCCGGCCCCCUGGUAUCCUGUCCCGUGACUGGCGGUAGCCCCGGCGGGGAGGGCGCUCGGCAGCCGCCUACUGCCGCCGCCAUGGCCGCCCCGGUGCUCACAUCCAGGUGGCUCUUUCCAAAAACUGUACACCCUGAGGAAACAUCCUUCUUGGCUCUGAAACGUUUCAGCUUGUCCUAGGUCUACUUGCCUAUAGGGGAUGCCCAAGACCCUAAAGAGCGCCAAAAUACAAGUGGAUGGAGCAAGCAACUUAUGAUUAAAACACAAAGCUGCUGCAACUUAUCUGUAUGCGAGUAACAACGUGGGUUUGUGUUCCGGUAUCAGCACCAUUUACUAGCGUUAGAAAUGGUGAUAGUCACACAAAAUUAAUGGAGGUAUAUAGGAGGAUUUAAGAUGGCGGAGGCUACAAAGUGGCACCUUUGUAGUUACAACGUCAGCUCUGACAUGGUUACAGGUGGCUAAUCGGCAGCUUCAGAACGGACACACUGCUCUAGACAUGUGGGUACCGGAAUAUCAGGAGAUCCGUGGCAAGAUGAUGACUGGACAUGUAGAGUAUCAGAUUGUGGUAGUCACUGCGUUGCCUGCAUUCAAAUCAGCCAAGCAUAAACCUGAGGAUGUUGUACAGUUUGUUGUGUCAAAAAAAUACAGCGAGAUUGAAGAAAUCUACCAGAAGAUUUCCACCCUUUUCCCCAAGUAUUUAUUGCCGCCCUUUCCACGGAAAGUGUUAUUUGUGGGGGAAACCGACAUCCGAGAGAGGAGAGCAGCGUUCAAUGAUAUUGUAAAGGCCAUGGCGCGGGAGAGAGAGCUGGCCACCUGCCGAGAACUGCAGGACUUCCUAGUCUCUAGCAUCGGCGACUUUGAUGAGUCAAGAUACGCAAGACCUUAUGCAAAUCCCUCAGAAGAUGAUGAUUUUUUUAAGGAUGAAACCCCAUUGGAAGGGCCUCUCCUGCAUAUCACUAGUAAGCUGGAAAAUAAAAAAGUUGAAGAACAGGACGAGGAAGAAGAGGAGGUAGAAGUAGAUCUAGAUCCGCUUGGAAUCAUGAAGACCAAGAUAGUAAAGAAGAAAGUCACCGCUAAGAGCACUGAAGACCUCAGGACCAAGCCAAGGCCCAUGAUGGGUCUGUUCACUGAUGAAGUGGAUCCAGAUUCCGAGCUGUUUGCACCAAAUGCAACAACUUUUUCCACCAACAAGAAAACCACAAUGGCUUCAGAUGAUAUCAAAUUAUUUGAAGAACAGGACCUGGGAGGGCCGGUGAGACUGGGAGAUUCUCUUCUGCUUCCGUCCGCCUGCAGCAGUGACCCUUUGUUCAAACCAUCCACCCCAGAGAACACGGAUGACUUAUUCAGGGUUGAAGAGGACUUUGAGAAACUCUUGAAUCUUGGAGUGAAGCCAAAGAAUAAACCAAAGCCCAAAGUGCCGGCAAAACCCACUUUCCUAAAGGAGCCGCGUCAUUCGCCGAGCCCUUCGCACACGGGUUCGGAGCACACAGGGCCCAGCAUACAGGCUAUGGAUGAGUCAGAUAUACUCAAGUACAUUGAAGAGAAUGAGUCCGCAGACAAUGACUCACUCAGUCUGUUCUGAAGGAAUGUUGCUGAUAUCGUUCUUCAAAGUGUCCUUUCACACCUCUACGUAAACAGUAGGGCUCUUAAGCUUCCCCCCUUAAUGAUUAGUGAGGGUGGCAAGACUUUAAUAAACAUUAACUAAACUCCG